Molecule: messenger RNA, 4545 nt
Organism: Fusarium vanettenii 77-13-4
Lineage: Eukaryota; Fungi; Ascomycota; Sordariomycetes; Hypocreales; Nectriaceae
Exons: 5
Coding region: 1-4545 (1514 amino acids)
Source: RefSeq, a predicted model, not a curated record
AUGAAGAUGAGAACGUCCCUCUUUUGUGCCCUUCAGGGCCUCGGGGUCGUAGCCCACGAAUCCCUUGCCUACUUCAAAGCUGAUCACUCCAAGGGAGGCCACCGGUAUCUCGACGGAUGUGGAAAGGCUGGCAAGGGUAAUUGGGUUCCCGACCCAGCGACCUUUGUCUUACCGCAGAACGAUUUCAAACCCAGUGACCACUGGGGUCUCUGUGCUAGCGGACACGACUGCGCCCCUCACGAGGCGACAGGCAAGGUCUACUUCGACUUCCAGGACGAUGGAUUAGUCUUCAACUUUGAGGGCAUCGAUCACUACAAGUACGAAGACGUCAGCAUCUACGUCGAGCGAGCCCGCCCCCCGCAUGCUCACUCGACCAAGUACAACAAGGACAGCGACCACUGCAAGGCCAAGAACAACUACAAGGAGGUCAAGUGCCAUAUCCCGUACUUCUCUCUUACCGAUGGCGGUUCCUACGACAAGAUGUGCCCCCUCAAGGGUGAGGGUGGCUGGCGCUUCUAUAUCAAGAUCAAGGCUACGAUUGUUCACGGUGAUAAGCGAUAUGAGCUUUACAACCGCGAGUCCACCAACGGCGAAAAGUACUUUGCUCUCAGCUACACCUGUGGCAAGUGCAAGCACCACAAGCACGAUCCCAAGAUCGAGCUGAUCAAUGCUGCCAGCCGCCGCGAUGAGGGCUCCGAGCAUAAGCACUAUGAGCAUAAGCACCAUGACGGUCACCACGAUGGGCACCACCACGGCCACCAUCACAAGGAGCACCAUGAUCACAAGGAGCACCAUGACCACAAGGAGCACCACGAUCAUAAGGAGCACCACGGCCACAAGCAUGGACAUUAUCACAAGGAGCAUCAUGACCACAAGGAGCAUCACGACCACAAGCACGGCCACGAUCACAAGGAGCACCACCUCCACAAGGAGCACCAUGAGCAUAAGGAGCACCACGACCAUGGACAUAAGCACCAUCAUGAGGAGCAUCACCAACAUAAGGAGCAUCAUGAUCACAAGCAUGGUCACGGCCAUCAUCACGGCCACAAGCACAAGGAGAUCCACCAUGCCGAGCAUCAUCAUGAGCACCACCACAAGCACCAUCAUGAUCAUGGCCACCGCCAUUCUCACGGCCACAAGCACGGUCACGGUCAUCACCACGGUCAUCAUCACGGCCAUCAUCACGGUCAUGUUCACGAUCAUAAGGAGCACCACGGCCACCAUCACGGUCACCACCAUGGUCAUCAUCACGGUCACGAGCAUCACAAUAAGCAUCAUCAUGGCCACCACCAUGGCCAUCAUCACGGCCAUAAGCACGGUCAUGAGCAUCACAACAAGCAUCAUCACGGCCACCACCAUGGCCAUGGCCACGAGCAUGGACACCACCACGGUCACAAGCAUGGACAUCACCACGGUCAUCAUCAUGAUAACAAGCAUGGUCAUCACCACGAGGGCUACCACCACGGCCACCACCAGCAUGGAGGCCUUCACCAGCGUGAUGCCGGCUUUUCUCACAACUAUGGUCUGAAGAACUUCUUCGAUGGUCACCACUACGGCCACCAUCACGGACAUCAUGAUGGACAUCACCACGGACAUGACGGCCACAACUUUGGUCAUCACGGUCAUCAUCACGGUCACCACGGUCACCAUUUUGGUCAUCACGAUGGUCAUCAUCACGGACAUCACUUCGGCCACCACCACGGACAUCAUUUUGGUCACCAUGAUGGACAUAACUCUGGCGAUCUCACGCACUUCUUUGAUGGGCAUCAUCAUGGCCACCACAACGGCCAUCAUCACGGUCAUCAUCAUGCCAUCUGCAUGGCCACCAUCACGGCCACCACAAUGGUCACCACCACGGUCAUCAUCACGGUCAUGAGCAUAACCACGGCCAUCUGCACGGCCACGGCCACGAGCAUCACCACGGUCAUCACCAUGGACAUCACCACGGCCAUCAUCACGGUCACCGCCACGGUCACCACCACGGUCACCACCACGGUCACGAGUAUCACCACGGCCACCUUCAUGGACAUAACCACGGUCAUGAGCAUCAUCACGGACAUCAUCACGGCCACCACCAUGGCCACCACCACGGUCAUCAUCACCUCGGCCAUCACGAUCAUCAUCAUGGUCACUCCCAUCAUGCCCGCGGCCUGGAGAACGGUCACAAGCACAAGCACCACGAUACCCAUAACCACGAUGAGAACCAUAAGCAUCGCCAUCACGAGCUCCACGGCCACCGCCACGGUCACGGACAUCGUCACGGCCAUCAUCACAAUGAGCUCCACGGCCAUCGCCACGGACAUCUCCACGGCCACCACCACAACGAGCACCACAGGCACGGCCACGGACAUCGUCACGGUCAUUACCACGAUGAGCUCCAUAGGCACCGCCAUGGACACCACCACGGCCAUCAUCACAAGGAGCAUCACAGGCAUCAUAACCACCAUAACCACCGCCACGGCCACCAUCACGGCCACCAUCACGAGCAUGAUCAUGACCAUCAUCACAGGCACCGCCAUUCUCACUCUGAGGUUCAUCACCACGGCCACCGCCAUGGUCACCACCACGGUCAUCAUCAUGGGCACCACCAUGGUCAUCAUCACGGCCAUCAUCACGGCCACCACGGCCACCACUUUGGUCAUCAUAACCAUGGCGAUCACUUCUAUCACCACGGCCACCACGAAGCCCCAUUACGAUGUCGUGUAUAACGAGCGUGUUGAGAACAUCAAGGCUACUGCUAGCAAGGUGACCCUAGAUAAGCUCUUCAAGGGUGACAGCAAGCAUCACCACGACCACCAUGACCACCACAACAAGCAUCACGGCCACGUCCACCAUGCUCAUCACGGUAAGCACCACGAGCAUCAUGGCAAGCACCACGAGCAUCACGGCAAGCACUAUGAGCAUCACGGUAAGGAUCAUGAGCACGGCAAGCACCACGAGCAUCACGACAAGCAUCACCAUAACAAGCACCACGGUCACCACCACCACGACACCACCAAGAUCGAGAACCUCGAUAACGCUGCUAGCCGUCUCCUGAAGCUUUUCCGAGGAGAGCACAACAAGAACUACCAUGGCCAUCAUGAUAACCACAAGCAUCACGGCCAUCACGCUCAUCACGCUCACCACAACAAGCAUCACAACAAGCAUCACGACCACCAUGACCAUAAGCACCACGGACACCACCUCGAGCAUGCUCACCUCGCCGAUCUUGCUAACCACCAUCACGGUCAUUACGAUCAUCAUGGCAAGCAUCACGAGCAUCACGGUCACCAUGGUCACAACGAUCAUCACAAGCACCAUAACCACCACGCUCAUCAUUAUGGUCACCACGAUCAUCAUGGUAAGCAUCACGAGCAUCACGAUCAUCACGGUUAUAAGCACGGCCACCACGAGCAUGGUCAUCACGGUCAUCACUAUGGUCACAGCAAGCGCAACAAUCUUCGCAACGCUCUCAGGGCCAACGCCAACGAGCUUGCCGGUGUCAGCAGCGUCAACGACCCCAAGCUUGACAGGUAUGUCCAGAGGGCUGAGGAGGCCGUUGGUCAGACCAUCAGGAAGGCUGUCGAUGAACUUGACGACCCCAGCGAUGCCAGGGUUGACAAGUACGUUGAGAAGGCUGAGGCUGCUGUCGGCAACAGCAUCAGGAAGGCCGUCGUUGAGAUCUUCAGUGAUCCCAAGAAGGUCAAGGCUGCUCUGACUGCCGCCUCUGCCCAGGCUGCCGAUCCCGUUGUUGACCUCAAUGAUGUCGCCACUGGAACCGGCCACAGCAAGAAGAUCAAGCAUGUCAAGAUCGACAAGCGUGAGCCCAGCUCCAGCGGCAGCUCCGCCUCUGUCUACAGCGAUGCCAAGGUCGAGAAGACUGUUGAGAAGGCUGUCGAGAAGGCUGCUGCCAAGAUUGUUGAGAACCUGGAUGGAACCCACGGCGACAAGUCCAAGUCCCACCACACUCAUCACCACCCCAAGCGAAGCGUCAAGUUCUACAACGGCUACCAGCGCGACUGCGAGGGCAAGCUCAAGAAGGUUUAUGCCAUUGACGAGCGCUACGCUCACGACCUGAAGAAGCUCUCCUACAACUCGCACCCCAGCACUUGCCAGAAGCACGAUGGCCACUACCUCCGCUACCAGUAUGAGGACCUCAAGUCGUCCGUCUCUGGCAAGCUGAUUGGCGGUCACGACUACGACAAGCAUGAUAAGCAUGACAAGCACGACAAGUACGGCAAGUACUACAUCGAGCUUGUCAAGAAGGACCAUCACAACGAGAUCAUCGUCUCGAUCGAUCUCAAGGACAACUACGAGUACACCGCCACCAAAGCUGCCGUCUUUGUCGGCUGCGACGGCGGACAUGACUCGUAUGACGGUCACAACAUCUGCCACCACAAGAGCUAUCCUUACCAGGCUAUCCAGGAGAAGGGCCUCAACGAGUUCUCGUUUGCCAUCAAGGACAAGUACCAGUGCCGUGGCGAUUACUACAUCGGCAUCUAUGUUGAGCUUUGUGACAAGAACGGCGACUGCGGUUCUUGCAGCAAGGGCCGAUACAACUACUAA